This is a messenger RNA of Dermochelys coriacea (leatherback sea turtle), 3304 nucleotides long. It is a transcript of the gene PRORP, whose product is annotated as protein only RNase P catalytic subunit. Gene Ontology annotation, cellular component: mitochondrion; mitochondrial ribonuclease P complex. The coding region runs from base 1000 to 2763 and encodes 587 amino acids. NCBI's taxonomy places the organism in Eukaryota, Metazoa, Chordata, Testudines, Dermochelyidae. The record is from RefSeq and is a predicted model, not a curated record. Gene Ontology annotation, biological process: tRNA 5'-leader removal; mitochondrial tRNA 5'-end processing. Gene Ontology annotation, molecular function: protein binding; ribonuclease P activity. The transcript is spliced from 9 exons.
AGUUUUCAGCGUGCGGGCAGCUGUAGUCACCGGGGCUGGGGCACAGGAGGCGUGCGCUGUGCUUCCGUGAGCUGCAGCGAACCCUCGCCCCGCUGCCAGGGGUUGGUGGCUCCAACGGGCUCCCCGGGAUACCGCUGAGUCCAACGGAGGCCCCUGCCUGCGCUCUGGCUCUGGCCGCGGCUGAGCGGGCCCAGCUUGUGCUGGGGGGUAUUCGCCCCGCGGCUCAUCGCAGCGUCUCUGAGCGGCCCUGGGUGCACGUCCCGGCGGGCAGCGAUUGUCUCCCAGGUCUGCGGAGAGAGGAUGUGCACGUUGUGCUAUUGCCAUGGGCCCAAGCACUCAGCCCUCACUAGUCAGGUCCAGAUACUGUGAGACUGGCUUGGCAGCGUGAGGUCGGAAACGUGCAGAGCUGCUGGAGUUAGGAAGUUACAGCUGUGAUGGUUUUGCCUUUUGGUGUCCAGGCUUCACAUUUUCCAGCUAGUCUCUAUAAUCGUGCUGGCUAGAAGCUUUUUUUAAAAGUGAAAGCUGAAUCCCUUGCCUAAUUACACCCCUUCAGCAGUGGGGGCUUUAAGAAAUACACCAAAGAGUGUGAAACUUGUGAUAAAAAUCACAAGAGUUGGCAACAAAGGUCUCUCACAAGGAUCCUUUCUGCCUCCUCCAAACGCAUAAGAACAGUCAUAAUGGGUCAAACCACUGGUCCGUCUAGCGCCAGUACACUGUCUUGACAGUGGCCAAUGCCAGGUGCUUUGGAGGGAAUGAACAGAACAGGUAAUUUCCUGAUCUGAUUUGGAUGAAAGUGGCAGAACAGCUCUUAGUUCAUAGGAAGUUCACAUCGCUGCUCCCCAUUUUUAUAGCAUAUAUUUAUGAUAAACCUUAAACAGCCUCAGCCAUUGGGCAGGCUUGACACCUCUUAAGACUUUUACUAUAAACUUUGUCACACAAACUUCACUUCCCACUAGAUCUCUCCUGAGGAGUGUUCCCAGUAUAUGCAUUCUCCUCAUCAUGGCUUUCUUCCGUCCCACUAGUUUCUUGGGUUUGCAGACUUUGGGGAAAUACCACAUGUUUUGGCCUAUUCCAAGGCGCCAACAGCUGUUUGCUGUCAUCUUCCAUCUUCCGAACAGGGAACAUGUUAAAUGUUUCCCUUUUACUACCACUUCUCUAUCUGCAAUACCAAUGGAUCCCAAAGCAACUCAUAUGCUGUCUACUAAGACCAGAUCUGAAGGUAGAAAUGGAGAGGAAAGGGAGGGCAGAGACAGAACAGACACCUCUUCUCCUCAUCCUUUUUCCCUGUUCUCUGCUGGAGCUGCCAAGAGGAGAUCAAAGAACCAAGAGGAACUGCUCAUGAUAUCUAAAAAGAAUGGUAUCCGGCCACCAGAAAAACCUUUGAGUGUGGCGGAAUGGGAAGAGCUGAGGGGAGAAUUUAAGGGAAUUAGCAAGUUUGAAGAUGUAAUGCUAGAGCAAAUGAUCAAAUGCAACAGCUCCAUAGAUGUGGCCAAGUCCUUACUGUCUGUGGUGGCAAUGAGAAAAGGUGACAUCAGUUAUAAUUUAUUGGUCAAGUACCUGGCUCUGUGCGUCCGGCAGGAACAGAUGGCAGAAGUUUAUGAUGUCUAUGAUAUAAUGAAAGUCAGAUUUAAGACUUUAGAAACUGGGGCUUACAGCCUUCUGAUCAAGGGGCUGAAUGGUUCCGAUCGGUGGAGAGAGGCCUUGUCGCUACUGGAAGAGAUAAAAAAAGUCAUGACCCCAUCAAAAGGGAACUAUGGAGAUUGUAUCAAAGGAGCCCUCAAUAACCAAGAAAUAAACCUGGCAUGUGAACUGUAUCAUGAAAUGCUGGCUAAGGAUUUGAUACCAAACUUGGAUACGCUUCAAGUCUUUUUUGAUACUGGCAAACGUGUGAAGGAUGAUCAGUUAAAAAGUGAACUCUUAGGAAUUCUCUUGUAUCUGAGAGAAAAUCAGCUAUAUCCUGGAGAAGCUCUUAUGCAAAGCAUAAAGCUAUGGUUUGAAAGUAUUCCAGGAGAGAAAUGGGAAGGACGCUUAACUACCAUUAAAAAUAGUGGAAAAUGUCCAGUUUGUAACCAAAACCUGGAAUCUAUUAAUCUGAGCCAAGAAGAGUACAAUGCACUCAAGGAAAAAAUAAUAAAAGAUGUGAUCCAGGGAACUGAUACAUUCAGGAAGACAUCUCCUCAGGAACUUGAAGAAUUUCAAAACUUUGUAGAAAAUCAUCCUCCGUAUGAUAUUGUGAUAGAUGGACUCAAUGUUGCCAAUGUUUCUAACAAAAGGAACCAGUCUCAAACUCUCCUUGAUGUUGUCUUCCACCUGGCACAGCAGAAUCUGCGGUUGCUUGUGCUGGGCCGCAAACACAUGUUGACUGGAUCUCAUAGCUGGAAAAGGCACAUUGUGGCUGCUAUGCAGAAAAAAGCAGACUUCUUCUUUGCUGAAAAUGUGUCAGAAGAUGACCCCUUCCUAUUAUAUGCCACUCUUCACUCAGGCAGUCAUUGUAAGUUUCUUACUAGAGACCUCCUGCGAGAUCACAAGGCUUGUCUUCCCGAGAAUCUUACUCAACAUCUGUUCUUUAAGUGGCAGCGUGGACACCAAAUGGUGCUUUCUGACUACUGGCCAGGAAAGAGAAUAAAAUUUCAGCCUAUUCUCACUUAUGACACAGUGGUACAGACUACUGGUGACACUUGGCAUAUUCCCUAUGAUGAACAGCUGGUGGAAAGAUAUUCCUAUGAAGUGCCAACAAAAUGGCUUUGCCUUCAACGGAAAUAAUAAAGAAUGCAGUUUUACAAACUAAAACUGCAAUUGUUUGCCACUGUCGCUAACAGGCAGAAUCCAGUGAUCAUGCACAGUCAUGGGAUUAAUACACCAAAUAUGAAUCCUGCAGCUGACUAAAUGUUCAGUAAACAUAGUUCACCAAAUUCAUACCUACUGUAACUCCAUCAAAGUCAGUGGUGUUACAGCAGGGAUGAAUUUGACCCAUUACUUGCAUCUUUGCUGAUCAGAGUUCAUUUUGCGCUGUAGUAAAUAAGAGAUUUGUUAUAGCACCAUUUAUUAAGGUGAUGAAGGGGUUAAGCACUAGUAUGGUCCAUAGAUCCUCCUAAUAAAUAUUAGCUUCUAAAUUUCCAAAGAUGUAAAAUCUUGAACUUCUUUGUUAGUUAAAAUAAUAGUUUGUUUUUUAAAUAAAAAUUGAUCAUAUUAGGGCAAUAAUAUGGCACAGUUGAAUUUUGUAUAGCCUCUUUCAUAGAAACUUGAGUUAAUAAGAAGACUGUAAAAGUGAUAUAAGUUACAGAAAAAGUGUUGUAAACUAUUA